This is a messenger RNA of Aspergillus melleus, 537 nucleotides long. Its product is annotated as beta-ketoacyl [acyl carrier protein] synthase domain-containing protein. Gene Ontology annotation, molecular function: fatty acid synthase activity. Lineage: Eukaryota; Fungi; Ascomycota; Eurotiomycetes; Eurotiales; Aspergillaceae. The transcript has a single exon. The coding region runs from base 1 to 537 and encodes 178 amino acids. Gene Ontology annotation, biological process: fatty acid biosynthetic process; secondary metabolite biosynthetic process. The record is from RefSeq and is a predicted model, not a curated record.
AUGACGAUCAAAACUGGCUGUUCAGCUGCAAUGGUCGCCCUAGAUUCGGCAUGUAAAGCCCUCGCCAGCGGCGACUGUGAAUCGGCUAUCGUCGGCGGUACAAAUUUGAUCCUUAGUCCCGCCCUCUCUUGCGUACUGGGCGCCCAUGGAGUGAACUCGGGUGAUGGACGUUGCCGCUCUUUCGAUGCCAAUGCAUCCGGCUAUGGCAGGGCUGAGGCUGUCUCGUCGAUCGUAGUUAAGAAGCUUGAUGACGCUCUGCGGGAUGGCAAUCCCAUCAGAGGUAUUAUCCGCUCGACUGUCUGCAACGACGAUGGAAAGACACCCGGUAUCACACAGCCAAACACUGAAGCACACGAGGCAUUGAUGCGCGCAGCAUACGCAGCAGCUGGCUUUUCCGAGGAUGAAUACUGCCAAACGGCGUUUUUCGAGUGCCAUGGAACGGGCACUCCAGUUGGUGACCCAAUCGAGGCCAGCGCUGUGGCCCGGGUCUUCGGAAAGGAGGGUAUGAUUAUUGGAUCGGUGAGGAGCUCUUAUUGA